CUCUUGGUCCCAUAAGGCAGCAUGAUCUGGUGGACCUAAUUAAAAUUCAUCCAUUCAACCACAGAGAGAUUAAAAAAUCAUUUGAUCACAAAUAGCUGAAUGAUAGAAGCCGCUGGCGCCUUAGAAAAACUAAGUGAAUAGAUCCGUUGGCCCACAAUCGCCUGCGUCCAUCCCAACACACGAUCCCAAAACCAAGAUAUAUCAUUAUUAUUUGCAUGCAGCGUAUCUGAAAGGCGAGAGACUCUUUUACACAAUCUCCAGUAUAGAAUUCAGUGCCUGUAACUCUUCUAAACACCGAAAAAUUUCUACAAACUGCACUAAUAUAACAGUCCAAAAGAACAUGUUGAGUUCAAUUAAGGCAGCCACGCCACUAAAAUCUACGCCAAAUUUUCCCUGCAAACCACACCUCCUAAAUUCACCCCAUCCUUACAAUGGCACAUUUUCGAACUUCGAUAAGUCAGCAAACCCUAGCAAAUCCGUCAAAUUAGCAGUGUCAUGCAAGGUUCUGAAGAAAAUAUUUGGCGGAAGCGAGAGCAAAGCCCCUGAUACGCCAAAAUUAGAGGAUUCUCGUUUCUCUGUAAAUGUUGCAGUCGACAAUGACGCGUCAGGCGAAACCACACUCAUAAUAAUAACUGCCGAAAACAGAACAGGUCUUCUGCAAACUGUUACCAGGGUUUUCAAAGCCAUGGGAGUGCUAAUUUCCAAGGCAAAUUUAAAUUUAGACAAUGGAUCAGUUGUUGAAAAGCUUUACGUGACAGAUUCCACGGGCAACAAGAUAGAGGACGCCGAGAGCUUGAAUAAUAUUCAGAAGGCGCUAUUGGACGCCUUGGAGGGACCCGUGGUUAAUGCGAGAGAUUAUUCCAAAGGUUUGGGGCCUCGGGUUUAUAAGAAGGGUUUCGAUUUUGAGGGCUCUGAGGAAACGAGAGGGAGGGCAGAGUUGCUGUUUAACUUGAUGGAUCGGUACCUGUCAAAUGAUGUUGUGAGCAUUCAGAGGGAUAUUUUGGAUCACGUGGAGUAUACCAUUGCAAGGAACCGGUUUGUUUUUAAUGACUUCGAAGCCUACCAGGCUACAGCUCAUAGUGUACGUGAUCGUUUAAUUGAAAGCUGGAAUGACACUCAACAUCAUUUCCGACAAGAGGAUCCAAAGCGGUUAUUUUACCUGUCUCUAGAGUUUCUCAUGGGGCGGUCAUUAUCAAACAGCAUACACAAUCUUGGCAUAAGUGACCAAUAUGCAGAAGCUUUGAAGGAACUGGGCUUUCAAUUGGAAACAUUACAGGAGAAGGAAGCAGAUGGAGCUCUUGGAAAUGGCGGGCUUGCUCGAUUGUCAGCAUGUCUAAUGGACUCACUCUCAACAUUAGAUUUUCCAGCCUGGGGAUAUGGGUUACGUUAUCAAUAUGGACUGUUCAGACAAAUUAUACUUGAUGGGUUUCAACAUGAACAACCAGAUUAUUGGCUGAAUUUUGGUAAUCCUUGGGAGAUUGAGCGUGUUCAUAUCAGAUAUCCAGUAAAGUUUUAUGGAAAAGUGGAGGAGGAAGUUCACAAGGGCAGAAGAAGAAGAAAAUGGAUUCCUGGAGAGAUGGUAGAAGCAGUUGCAUAUGACAACCCCAUUCCAGGAUAUGAUACGGGAAACACCAUCAAUCUUCGACUUUGGGCUGCAAAGCCCAGUAGUGAAUGUGAUCUGCAAGAAUCAUUUAGCACUGGAGAUUAUAUCAGUGCUAUAAUUAACAAGCAGCGGGCUGAGACUAUUAGUAGUGUUUUGUACCCAGAUGAUCGUUCCUAUCAGGGGAAGGAACUUCGUCUGAAGCAACAAUACUUCUUUGUGUCAGCUUCAUUACAAGACAUUAUGAGGAGGUUCAAGGACUUUCAUAAGAACAUUGAUCAAUUUCCUGACAAGGUAGCUUUGCAGCUGAAUGAUACACAUCCUUCAAUUGCGAUACCCGAAUUAAUGCGAAUGUUGGUUGACGAGGAGAAUGUGGAAUGGAAUAGAGCUUGGGAAAUUGUUAAGAAGGUUUUUUCUUUUACAAAUCACACAGUUCAGUCAGAAUCUUUGGAGAAGGUCCCUGUAGAGCUCUUGGAAAGCCUUCUACCUCGACAUUUACAAAUUAUAUAUGAUAUAAAUUUUUUCUUCCUGGAGGAUCUGAAGAAACAUAGUACUUCUGACUUUGCUCGCCUUGCUCGAAUGUCAAUCAUUGAAGAGGGUGCUGUGAAGAGUGUUCGUAUGGCAAACUUAGCUAUUGUGGCCUCCCAUAGCAUGAAUGGAGUGUCUCAAUCUCACUCAGAAACACUUAAAACAUCUCUUUUCAAGGACUUCUAUGAUAUUUGGCCUCACAAAUUCGUGUCUAUAACAAAUGGUGUCACUCAGCGACGAUGGUUGGCUAUAAGCAAUCCUGGUUUGCGAGAUAUUAUCACAAAAUGGCUUGGUACAGAAGCGUGGCUCAAAGACCUGGAUCUUUUGAUGGGGUUGCGUGAACAUGCCACCAAUCCACAAUUGCAAAGUGAAUGGAGAAAGACUCAUCGAUUAAACAAGAGCAGAUUAGCUGAGUAUAUUGAAGAAAUAAGUGGUUUGAAGGUGAGCAUUGAUGCAAUGUUUGAUGUUCAAGUCAAGCGCAUCCAUGAGUACAAGAGACAGUUUCUCAAUGUAUUGAGCAUUAUUCAUCGGUAUGAGUGUAUAAAGCAUAUGACUGGUGAGGAGAAAAGGAAAGUUGUGCCCCGUGUAUGUUUAAUUGGAGGAAAGGCAGCUCCAGGCUAUGAGAUUGCAAAAAAGAUAAUUAAACUUAUACAUGUGAUUGGUGAAAAGAUCAACAAUGAUCCAGACAUUGGUAACCUUUUAAAACUGGUAUUUGUUCCAGAUUACAAUGUUUCUGUAGCUGAACUGAUAAUACCUGCAAGUGAUUUAUCACAGCACAUCAGCACGGCAGGACAUGAAGCAUCAGGAACCAGCUGUAUGAAAUUCUUGAUGAAUGGUUGUCUUAUUCUUGGGACCCUGGAUGGAUCUACAAUUGAAAUAGCAGAAGAAAUAGGAGAAGAGAAUUUGUUCACGUUUGGUGCUAAGGUACAUGAAGUUCCUAUCCUCAGAUCUCAGAGGAAUGAUUUUAUACCACCUCGUGAAUUUACACGGGUGAUCAGGAUGAUCCGAGAUGGCUAUUUUGGCCACAAAGAAUAUUUCCAGUCAUUGUGUGACACAGUGGAUGGAGAUGGAGAUUUCUAUUUGCUGGGAAACGACUUUGCAAGUUAUUUAGAAGCACAGGCAGCAGCAGAUAGGACUUUUGUGGACCAGGAAAAGUGGACACGCAUGAGUAUUCUCAGUACUGCUGGUUCAGGGAAAUUCAGCACUGACAGAACAAUCAGGGAAUAUGCUCAAGAGAUUUGGGGUAUUCAGCCUUGCAAGCGGCCAUGCUAAUCAAAACUAAAAAUACGUCUUUCCUGUCUUCAAAGGUCAAGUUAUAUGCUAUUGCAAAUACAUGAGAAUUUUAAACUUCUUGACCUGGCUAAGCCAUAUGAUUUACUUUUUACCAGUUCUCCAAAUCUAUGUACAAAAUUUGGUUUAGACUUUGGAUCAUUGCCUCCUAUUAUAUGGCUACACAGAGAAGGUUAUUUUUUAAUGGCAUUCGUUUAGUUUUGGCUUCA
Molecule: messenger RNA, 3627 nt
Organism: Cryptomeria japonica (Japanese cedar)
Lineage: Eukaryota; Viridiplantae; Streptophyta; Pinopsida; Cupressales; Cupressaceae
Exons: 22
Coding region: 341-3400 (1019 amino acids)
Biological process (GO): glycogen catabolic process
Cellular component (GO): cytoplasm
Molecular function (GO): pyridoxal phosphate binding; glycogen phosphorylase activity
Source: RefSeq, a predicted model, not a curated record